Molecule: messenger RNA, 407 nt
Organism: Heterotrigona itama
Lineage: Eukaryota; Metazoa; Arthropoda; Insecta; Hymenoptera; Apidae
Source: the annotation of a GenBank genome assembly
AUGCUCGAGGAUCAACCGUUGGACUUGAGCGUCCGGGUAGGAGAUUACGCGGAGUUCUCCCGAGAGGAGAACGAUCAGGAUCAAGAUCGGAAGGAGCCGAUCGACGACUACGGGAACGCCGCGGCAGCGCUCAGGUUACGAGGAUGCUUCGUCGCCACCACGUCCACCGAAUACUCCCAGGAAAGAGAGGAUCGUACCUGUUCCGAGGAUUCGGACGAUUCGUGCUCCGACAAUAACCAAAAGGACGGUAGCACGAGAUCGAGGUCCAGACCACCCGGUACCAAACCGUACAAGAAGAAUCUUAUGAGACGAUACCGUGAGUUUUACCACUCAGUUACUAUGGAUGUUUAUGUAGAUUCUAAUUUUUUUACCAGCAUGAUGAUGAGCUGUUGAUACUUAUAAUAUAA